Molecule: messenger RNA, 1059 nt
Organism: Fusarium venenatum
Lineage: Eukaryota; Fungi; Ascomycota; Sordariomycetes; Hypocreales; Nectriaceae
Source: RefSeq, a predicted model, not a curated record
AUGGCUCACGAGAGUCGUAACGAUGUUAUGAUGAGGAUCAUGCCCAACGGAAAAUAUACCCUAGAGGCAAUAAUGGUCAUUAUCUGCGCCACUAUCUCGCUCUACAAUGGCAUCGAGUUACUUGCUCUGAUUUUCACCUCAUCUAGGAGACGCAGCGAUUUGUAUUUCUGGAGUCUCACUGCUGCUUCUAUCGGUAUCCUGCCAUACGCGGCUGGCUGGUUGAUCCGCUACCUUGACAUCGUUGGCGACGUACCGGACAUGAUCAUCAACGAUAUCGGAUGGAUGCUCGUGACUACUGGUCAAGCACUUGUCCUGUACUCCCGACUUGUACUACUUGUCAAGAACCCGACAGUUUUGUGUUUUACCAAGUGGAUGAUUAUUAUCAACGCUGCCAUUUGGCACAGUGCAAUCACUGUUCUCAUCUUCGCCAUUGGCCAUAAACAGAGACUCGACCGCAAUGCUGCAUAUAUUAGGGUCGAAAAGGUCCAAAUGACAGUAUUCUGCGUACAGAAUUUUGUCCUAUCUGGUAUAUAUCUAUGGAAAACGACCAAGAUCAUAAGAACGAAGGAUCCGCAAUACCGAACUAGCCGUGUCCUAUGGCAUCUUGUUUUCAUCAACGUACUGCUCAUACUCAUCGACGUCGCUCUGCUCGCAGUUGGCUUUACCAACAAUCCUCUUUGGCAGCAAGGCGUAAAGGCAGUCGGAUAUUCAGUCAAACUCAAGCUCGAAUUUGCGAUCCUUGGGAAGCUUAGCGAUUAUCUUUAUAAAGGAGGGGAACUGGUGAUUGACUCUCCCAUGUUUGGAUUCGUGGAAAUGGAGCCUGAGCCUCCAUCAAAAUCAAGACCAGGGCAACCGAUACCAGCUCCCGAGACAGCUCACUUUGAAAGUACCAGAAAGCCUUCAAGUGUCUCUGCUGCAGAGUCAUCGCGACACCGGGAGUUUGUAUCGGAUGUAACGGUCGUUGACAAAGGCAAGGGUGUGAUAAGGCGUACAUUGGAUAAGGGAAAAAGUAAAUGUUCUGACGAUUGCUGCAACAAUGGUGUUCGGGCUUCGAGUUAG